Messenger RNA from Megachile rotundata (alfalfa leafcutting bee), 1239 nucleotides. RefSeq names its product signal recognition particle receptor alpha (gene SrpRalpha). Lineage: Eukaryota; Metazoa; Arthropoda; Insecta; Hymenoptera; Megachilidae. Gene Ontology annotation, cellular component: signal recognition particle receptor complex; endoplasmic reticulum membrane. Gene Ontology annotation, molecular function: ATP hydrolysis activity; signal recognition particle binding; GTP binding. The record is from RefSeq and is a predicted model, not a curated record. Gene Ontology annotation, biological process: intracellular protein transport; SRP-dependent cotranslational protein targeting to membrane.
AUGUUGGAUCUAUUUACUAUAUUUAGUAAAGGUGGAAUUGUGCUUUGGUGUUUCCAAAGUACCUCGCAAAUAUUUGCGCCUAGCGUUAACGCGCUAAUACGAAGUGUCAUAUUGCAAGAACGUACGGGAAAUCAUACUUUUGAAUAUGAUUCUUUGCGGUUGCAAUACAAACUUGAUAAUGAGUUUGAAUUAGUGUUUGUUGUUGCAUAUCAAAAGAUACUACAGUUGUCAUAUAUAGAUAAAUUUUUAAAUGAUAUUCAUUUGGAGUUUAGAGACAGAUUUAAAAAUGAGUUGGAGAAGUCUCAAUGGUUUUAUAAUUAUGAGUUUAGCAGGAAUUAUGAACAUGUUCUUGCUAUGGCUGAACAAUGGGCACGAACUCAGGCUAAGAUACCUAAACAAAUGCGUACGUUUGAUGAGAGUCAAAAAUCAAAGAAAACUGUUGCUAGUAUGAUUGAAAGAAAAGAUGACAAGGAUAAUAAAAAGCAGGUGAAAGUUCAAGAGGUUCCAAAACAGGACCUGGUGAAUAAUCAAAUAAAUCAUAAUGGGGAAAUAAACGAAGAGAUUUUAAUUGCGAACCGCGUGAAAUUGGCUCAGAAACUAAACAAUCAAAAGAAGAAAGUUGAUAAGCAGAAGAGUCAAAAGCCUGAAAAGGCAGGUAAAAAACCUCGCGUGUGGGAAUUAGGUGGGACCACCAAGGACCUUGCUACCUUAGAGCGCACCAAAGACAAACCAGAAGAAAGUGGCGAUUAUGUGGCAGCUGAUACAACAUUAGUAGGCCAGAUGAAAGGCAGUAUUCGUGAUAUAGAAAUUGAAAGUGAGUCCGAAGAUGAGUCUGAUCAAGAAAUCGAGAACCCUAAGCCGCAAGUACAAAAGAAAACAAACAGUAUGUUUUCAAUGUUCAAAAGUUUGGUCGGUAAUAAGAGCUUGAAGCACGAAGACAUGGCUCCAGUUCUGGAUAAACUGAAAGAUCACUUGAUCACAAAGAAUGUAGCUGCGGAAAUUGCUCAAAAAUUAUGUGAUUCUGUUGGCGUAAAGCUGGAAGGAAAGGUGUUGGGUACAUUCGACAGCGUGUCAAGUACUGUUAAGGCAACGCUAACAGACGCACUAGUACAGAUAUUGUCUCCAAAAAGACGAGUUGACAUUCUUCGAGAUGCAAUGGAAGCAAAGCGGAACAAUAGACCUUACGUUAUGACCUUUUGCGGCGUCAACGGAGUAGAGCCGGUGCAGUUGAGCAACUGA